Messenger RNA from Alternaria rosae, 1289 nucleotides. Its product is annotated as PQ loop repeat protein. Gene Ontology annotation, cellular component: endosome; trans-Golgi network. Lineage: Eukaryota; Fungi; Ascomycota; Dothideomycetes; Pleosporales; Pleosporaceae. The coding region runs from base 220 to 1074 and encodes 284 amino acids. The record is from RefSeq and is a predicted model, not a curated record. Gene Ontology annotation, biological process: retrograde transport, endosome to Golgi; phospholipid translocation. The transcript has 2 exons.
AGCCAGAUCUGAUCUGCGGGAGAUUGCGCCUCCUCCCUUUUCGUCCGCGGGUGUUGUGUCGUUCGAGCCUUACACCCGACCAAUUGCGCCAAAAAGGUCCCGAGGUUGCGUGUGCGUUCCUUCCAUAGUCGUCGGACAUUCCAGCGUUGUAAAAGGAGUCCCAGGGAAGCCUUCCGACGUUCCGAGACGAACCGCCGGGCCAAGCACACGACCACCAACAUGUUCUUCAUCAGCGCCAUUGUGAAGAACAUCGCACCUGUCUUUAUCGCGACGAGUCCGAUUACCAGCUAUGGCGACCAAAUCUACAGCAUGCACCGAGCCCGCAGCUCCGCCGGCUUCUCCCUCGACAUUCCGCUCAUCAUGCUCGUCGCCAGCAUCCUGAAAGUCUACUACUGGUUCGGCGCCCACUUCAGCACCUCGCUGCUGGUCCAAGCACUGCUCAUGAUCUGCGUCCACCUACUCCUCCUCCACGUCGCGCUCACGAACCGACCGCCGCCCUCGCAUCUCCCUUUCCAGCACAAGGAUGUUUCGAACCGACCAUAUGAUUUCUGGCAGUGGAGGGCGCCAAGGCCGUAUUGGACCUUCAUUACAUACUUUACUGGGGUGCUGUUGGUGCUGCAUUUGCUUAUGUCAUCCACGAGCGUAUUUGUGCCGUACACCGAUCUGCUGGGCAUGGUUGCCUUGACAAUCGAGGCUACGCUUCCGAUUCCGCAGCUCCUGGCCAAUUACCAGAGACGUGGAUGCAAAGGAUUCAGGCCUAGUGUCAUCGUAAAUUGGGUCAUCGGUGAUACGUUCAAGAUGUGGUUCUUCUUUGCCAGUAGCAGUGGUGAGGUACCUUGGGCCUUCAAGGCAUGCGGUAUCUUUCAGGCAUGCUGCGACUUGGGACUUGCAGCGCAGUACUUGAUCUGGGGCGACGGGCCGCCUGGCGUGGAGGGACUGGGUAGGGAGAAGGAGAUAAGAAGUCCGAUCCCGCCUGAGGAGGGGUGGAACGCUGAGAAGUUAGGACAGACGAGUGUGGCGGGCGGUAUCGAGAUGAGUGAUGGUCAGGCGUGGGAGAGACCGAGGGCUGCGUAGACCAACCGGAUCAGAGAAGUGCAACGAAGACGAAGGAAGAUGUCAUGAAGGAGACGUUAAUGUACACAGACAUAUUGUAUGUCGGAAUAAUAUGAUUACCAGAGAUAUCUACGACAAUACCAAUGCGUGAGUCCACGGGGCCAAGACCACUCAAACACGAUGACAAUCGACCCAUGACCAUAUCGUCUGACUUCGCGCGGUUGGCUGACACUGGA